AUGGACUCGUUCCUCUCACUCUCGGCACUUGGUGACAAGCUGUCUGAGAUGCCAGGGCAUGCAAGUCUGCCUGGCACAGAGCACUACAUCAAGACAAGAGCACGGCUUGCAAUUGAAAAAGCCAUGACAGACAACCCCGACAAUGAGCCGGCACAAAUAGACGCGAUAGCCGAAAUUCGUCGAUAUUUCAGGGGCUACGGCCCAGUGGUGGAAAUCGUCAAUACAUACAUUGACGGCAAGAUUGACGUAACGGAAACGGUCCGUCAAAUAGCUGAGCCCAUAGAGCAUGCAUACACCACCGCCGACGGUGGCCGCUUGUUCGUAUCUGAAGAGGCAACGGCUCGCCAUCAACGCAAAUUUUGGAGGUCGGACAAGGCGCUCGAGAUGUGGGGUCCUGAAGAGAAUAUUGAGGAGCUUCAGGCUCGUGUGACCGAUCCGAUCGAUGCGCCGUCCGUAGAGGGUCAACUUUGGGACCUCUAUUACACUAUUCUACAUGCCUCGAAGAAGAUCCCAUGGAGCGACAACGACGCUCAGCAGGAACUUGUCGAUCUAAUAGCCGCGCUGAAGGCACGGCCAAACCCACCGAGGCCGGCGAACAUGACCACAGCUUUGAAACACCACUGGAUUUACUUUUAUGGGGAGCUUUGGAGCGAUUUGGUCCUUCUAGGUCCCUCGGCCCGGGAGACGUGGAACGAUCUUCCUGGAUGUGGUGCCGGGUGGGAAAGACCUGAAGUCAGCGCGUGGGUGAACGUAAACGCGUUUGUAGCGCGCUUGACUAUACAGAAAGUCCGGAAUUUUGCCCUCUAUGGCAGCUGGGCGCUUCGAGAGGCACUGGACGAGAAGAUUGAGAUUUAUCCUGACAGUCACUUUUCUGCUCCUUCAAAGGCCUACAAAGCUGAAGUCCUCUUCAAGGUGGCGGCCGUCUGGAUACGUGUGGCAGGGCGGUACAUGUUUGAUCACCUUCAACCGGAUUCCGAAGGUGAUAAGGAGUCAAAUCCGGAGUUUUGGACUCAUUCACAGUGGGACAGAUGGCGGAGAAGGUUCGAGGAGGAGGCACAAAAGGUGCAAUAUAACCAUGAGGUUACCGUGAUCGCAAAAGAAUGCGCCGCGACUAUGGCCGAAAUUUCAGCCACUCCCAUAAUGGAUUGA
Molecule: messenger RNA, 1149 nt
Organism: Diaporthe amygdali
Lineage: Eukaryota; Fungi; Ascomycota; Sordariomycetes; Diaporthales; Diaporthaceae
Exons: 1
Coding region: 1-1149 (382 amino acids)
Source: RefSeq, a predicted model, not a curated record